Molecule: messenger RNA, 2719 nt
Organism: Penaeus monodon (black tiger shrimp)
Lineage: Eukaryota; Metazoa; Arthropoda; Malacostraca; Decapoda; Penaeidae
Product: zinc finger protein 628-like
Exons: 2
Coding region: 725-2341 (538 amino acids)
Biological process (GO): regulation of transcription by RNA polymerase II
Cellular component (GO): chromosome
Molecular function (GO): chromatin insulator sequence binding
Source: RefSeq, a predicted model, not a curated record
GCGAAGAGGGUCAGUUGAAGGCCAGCUCGUGUGGUGAUAAGUCAGUCUAAAGAGCAGGAUCGAGACACAGCUCGCACGCUUGAGUCUUCGGUACUUGCUCGCAACGCGAAACAACGAGUCACGCCGGGCCUCGCUACCGCAGUCCGCCGGAUCGAAGAGUUAAGUGGAGCAAACGAAGGGAUUACGCUCAUUUCAUCGCGAUCAAGAGGAUCAACGCCAAGUGUGGUCAUUGUGUGUGUGAAAGGUCAAGGUGCGUGACGGUCAGCGAGGGACAACACCCUCGCCUCGGGAUGACACAACGUGACACUCGCGAGUGACACAUCUGGUCCCACGAGAUCAUCGUGCAGAAGCCGAGCCCGCGAGUGAGCGUAGUUGUGCACAUCCUGCCUGUGUGCACGCAUUGAAAUCAGUGUACACAUACGUGUAACUCCGGUGUGUACAUUAGUUCGUCCCUCGAGCGUGUGCUGUGACCAGUGGUGUGUGACGGUUGUCUGUGACGGUGUGUGACGCCUCCCACCCACGCGCGGACUCUCAUCACACUGUCGGGACAGCCCUCGGACAGGACGCACGGGACCUCUGCCUGCCUGCCUGGCCGCUCCUGCCGGGUCACCGUGACAACACUUCGCUGCAGCUUCAGUGCUCUUCUAGGGCGCACGCUUCGCCACCGCUGCUUCUUCUCCGCAAUCCUGACAUUCUUGUCAUCAAAAGAAUUUCCUAAUAUUUCAUGAUGUUGGUGGAAUCAAGUGUGGAUACCCCGGCGAUGUCUCCCGAAGGCUGCACUUCCCCGCAGCCAAGUGACGGCGAGGAGGGCAAGGGCCGAGUGUUCGCCUGUACAAUGUGUUCGUACCGCACAGACCGCAAGAACAACCUCAAGAGGCACACGCUGACGAUGCACGAGCUUUCCCCGGCGCUUCUGGAGUGUUGCGGCCUGCGCUUCCUCAACAAGGCCGAGCUGAGAAUGCACACGCACAAGUUCCACCGCGACGGCUACCACUGCGACGUGUGCGGCCGCGUCUUCUGCCGGAAGGCGCUCUUGAAGCGCCAUUACUCGGUCCACUCUGGCUUCAAGGAGUUCUCGUGCCAUUUCUGCGGUUACGAGACGAGCCACAAGAGCAACCUGGAGCGCCACAUGCGAGUGCACCGUAAGGAUGGGGCCCCUUUGCCUCAGCAUCUCCUCGAGGGAGGCUUCCUGCCAGAACUGUCUCAGCCUAGCGCCACUUUCUCAACCGCGAUGAAUUUCCGCAGCGGCCUCCUGCCAGCCCAACCACGCCCUGUCCUGCCCCUGUUUUCUGAUCACCAUCCUCACCUCUACUCCACUCCCGGAGCGCCCACGCCUGCAUGGCCAGCCUGGCCUGUGCUCACCCCACACACGCCGCCCGCUCCCUCCGCCCCCACUCUACCGCAGCACCUCCUGCAGAAGGCCCAGCAGGUCACGAGCCAGCCGGAGGGUCAGACGGCGGAUUUCCUCCCCGAAGUCGUCACCCCAAAGAAGCAAGGGCCGCGACGUGGCUUCAGUGUGUCCGCUCUGCUGGGCGACGACCCGCGACCCGACGACGUAAAGGAAGAGAAGGACAGGGUUGAACUGAAGCCUCCCAUCAGUUCCACGCCCCUGCCGACGCCCAUCCAGACCAGCCCGGGGAGCCUCCACGGUCUGUUCCGCCUGCCCGCGUCUUCGCCCCAGUCAUUGUCUCCGGACGCCGCUCGAGUGUGUGGUUCUCUCACUAGUAUAACGCCCACGAGAAUUCAGAGACCUACGCCCAUCCAUGCCAACAGCCCGUCCUUCGCCCAUGCACAGUCCCCGGUCACCAUGUACCCCUCAGUCGACAUGCACGCGUCCCUGCAGGCACUCAUGCAUGCCCAGUCUCCGAUCCUUUCGCCGCCUGCCAGCCUGUCCAUCCCGCGGUGCCGCUCGCCUCUGCCUGCCCAGGCUGAGUCUCCGGCGGCGCCCCUCUCGCCCAUGCCCCAGGUUCACUGCUCCUUCAGCCCGCCACAGCACCCACAGAGCCCUGCCACCCACGCUCACUCUCCCGUCCGAGCGCAGACGCCCAAGAACGACCACCAUGACUCCGGUGCGUCUUCGGGCUACGGAUCGCCCGGCCUGGACGAGUCGCCGAGGCUCCACGCCUUCGAGCCCAUCCGUAGGCCCAUGCGAGAGGAAGAGGAGGAGGAGGAGGACGCGGGCGUGAUGAAAAGUGCGUCACUGUACCACCACGCCCACGUCGAGGGCGCAGGCGAGCAAGCCGAUGACGAGAUGGAAGUCGACCAGGAAUAUGUGCCCAAGAAGCUCCGUGUCUCCAAGAAGUACAAAGGCAUGAUGGGCUCCUGUAAUGACAUCCUGUAGGUGUGUGGUUUACCAUGUAAAUAUAUAGUUUUCUAAGAAUUAAAUGGAUUUCAUGCGCCGGGCAGAUAUUUUGAAAGAAAAACAUUUUACCUAGUGUUAAAGAAAAUAUGAAAUGUGUGAAUAUUUUCAUGUGCCUUAGCAAAAAAGCAAAGAAGUUGCACUGAUUCUAAAAAAUGAGCUUUAUUUUUGCUAACCAUUUUCCAAUUCAGUGCAUUAUUUUUGUACAUGCUUUAAGAUUCCGUGGGAGAUAAAACGACUGUAUGAAAUGAUAAUCAAGUCCAGUGAAAUGUGUCAUGAUAGAAAAAAAAAUGGACGUGAAGCAUUUGCUAUACGAUUAUAUCUCAUCUGGUUUUAUGGUAAAUAAAAUAUUGCAGACUC